Molecule: messenger RNA, 447 nt
Organism: Anisakis simplex (herring worm)
Lineage: Eukaryota; Metazoa; Nematoda; Chromadorea; Rhabditida; Anisakidae
Source: the annotation of a GenBank genome assembly
AUGCAAGUUUCCGCUGAAGUCGCCUGUGGAGGGGAUGGAGGGCUCAGUGUUGAAGAGCGCAAAGUAAUUCGAAGGGCGCAUAAUGUCCGCCGUAAAAAAUUAGCCGAAGGGAAGGAAACAGCUCAUGAUGGCCUGAAGAUGAAGGCUGCGAGCAAUAUACUUCAGAUGAAAUACGAUUGCGAACUGGAGAACUACGCACAAAAUUGGAUUAACAAAUGCAAGUUUGAUCACUCACCCCAAGCGGAACGCGAAGGUAAGGGCGAAAAUAUAUACUACUAUGGCACAACUGGCGACUUAAAAGAUCGAUCGCAUUAUCUGAGAGAUGCAGCGAAAUCUUGGUGGAAUGAAGUGAAGAAUAUUACCAAUGUGACGGUGGGCGACAAAGGGCUUGAAUUGACUCAAGCAAUGGCUAUGGAUGGUGCCCUCCACUGGAGUCAGGUUGAUUGA